This is a messenger RNA of Xiphias gladius (swordfish), 7711 nucleotides long. Its product is annotated as LIM domain containing preferred translocation partner in lipoma. The transcript is spliced from 12 exons. Gene Ontology annotation, biological process: cell-cell adhesion. Bases 352 to 2064 code for a protein of 570 amino acids. The record is from RefSeq and is a predicted model, not a curated record. Gene Ontology annotation, cellular component: stress fiber; focal adhesion. Lineage: Eukaryota; Metazoa; Chordata; Actinopteri; Istiophoriformes; Xiphiidae.
GCGAAGAGCGGGCGCCGGAGCGGUCCCUCCGCCGCGGAGGGCCGUCAUGUUUUGGCUUGCUGACACCGCUGGCCUGCUGCCUUACAUGGGCAAACCUCUGAACUGACUGAGGCGGCUGGAAUUUCAGAGCGUGACGUCACCGCCCUACAACUCUCCCAGAAUUUUUUGGAUCAAGAAGUUUCACUUUUUGGUGGGAUUUGAACCUCUGUUGUAUUUCCUAGAAAGCGAGAUUUCAACAUACAGUAAAGGGCAUCACUUUAACAACUUUCAAGAAAUCCUUUACAUCCAGAGAGGAGAAAAGGUGUCUGUUCCUGUAGUUCCCAUCAUCACUUAGAGUUAAAAUUUGGAACCAUGUGGAACCCAGCGAACAGUAACGACCAGACGGGACAAGUGGCUGCCAGGAUGGAGACUACACCUUCUUUGGGUAGUGCGAGCAUCUCCAUCUCCCAGCAGCAGGCACCCAAGAAAUUUGCCCCUGUGGUUGCACCCAAGCCCAAGUUCAACCCUUACAAACAGAUGGGAGAGCCCACCCACUCUGACCCUGCAGCAGACUACCCUCCCCCUCCACCACCUGCCGAAGAGUCAACCGGUUUCCAAUCAUCCCCUGGUUCCUUCCCUCCACCACCGAUGAACUCUUACGAUUAUCAGAUGAAAGGACCGGAGAAGACGCUGGAGGAGAGACGCUCCAGUCUGGAUGCUGAGAUCGACUCCCUCACUAGCAUCCUGGCAGACCUGGAGAGCAGCUCGCCCUACAAGCCACGUAGCACACAAAACUCUGGAUCCUCAGCAGCCUCUACUCCCAGUGCUCCAGUAACUGGUUACAAGCGUAUGGUCAUUCCAACUCAGCCACCUCUGACUGCAACUAAGAAGUCUACACCCAAACCUCAGGCCCCUGGGGGAGUCUCCUCUAUCCCCCCUUCCUCUGUCAGCCCAGUGGCCAAGCCACAAAGCCACACAGCCCCUCAACCUGUCCCAGCAUCCUACGCUACAGCCUCAACCCCAAGCCAGCCCACCUUCAACGUCCAGGUGAGGUCGGCGCAGCCUGGCCCCCAGCAUCAAGCCCCAGGUGGGCACCAUUUUGGCCAGCAGCCCAUCCGCAGCCCUGCACAAGUGCAUUAUAUGCCUGCCCAGCCCAAAGGUCCUGACUUUGCCUAUGGACCGCCACAGCCUGGUUUCUCCCCGAUGGCUCAGGGUGCAUUUCAAGAACAGCACCAUCCAGGAGUACUUCAGGUAGGUGGGCUAGGCUCCAGGAGACCUGACCCUGCCCCCACUCAAGCAUACCAGCCUCCUGGCCCCAAGAAAACCUACAUCACAGAUGUACCACCAAGCUUGGCUUCCUACACUUCUGGACCAGCUGUCCCACCAAAAGGCAAUGCUCCUAUGGCCCACCCUGAAGAUGAGCUGGAACGUCUGACCAAGAAGAUGCUGUUUGACAUGGACAACCCUCCAUCUGAAGAAUAUUUUGGGCGCUGUGCCAGCUGUGGAGAGAAUGUGGUGGGUGAAGGUACCGGCUGCACUGCCAUGGACCAGGUCUUCCAUGUCGACUGCUUCGUCUGCAUGACCUGCAGCACCAAGCUGCGUGGCAAGCCCUUCUACGCAGUGGAGAAGAAGGCAUACUGCGAGCCUUGCUAUAUUAACACCCUUGAGACCUGCACCAUCUGCAGUAAGCCCAUCAUGGAGCGCAUCCUGCGGGCUACGGGGAAAGCCUACCAUCCUCACUGCUUCACUUGUGUGGUGUGCCACCGCAGCCUGGAUGGCAUCCCUUUCACUGUGGACGCUUCCAACCACAUCCACUGCAUUGAGGACUUUCACAAGAAGUUUGCUCCACGCUGCUGUGUGUGCUCUGAGCCUAUAAUGCCGGCACCAGGCCAGGAGGAGACUGUCCGUAUUGUGGCCCUGGACCGUGACUUCCAUGUGCAGUGCUACCGCUGUGAGGACUGUGGCUCUCUGCUCUCAGAGGGGGAUAACCAGGGCUGCUACCCUCUGGACGGACACGUCCUCUGCAAAAACUGUAACACCAGCCGCAUCCAGGCCCUCACCGCCAAGGCCACCACUGACCUCUGAACAACCCGCCGCCCGGUCACUUCCACUGUGAUAAUCCAACGCUCGCUCUCUCUCUCUCUUUUUCUGUCUCUCCCUCUUUCAUUCUCUCUCUCUCUCGCAAACAUACCCAUCCACAGACGCUUGCAUUCCUCAGCAUACACGUAUAUAUCCCUCUAUAUAUAUAUUCACCUACAGUAACAUGUUCACCUGCAUACAUUAUUAAUUGACUCGGUACAAUCACAGCAGAAGAGACUUUGUUUUUUUUAACUGUGUUGCUGGUAAAGGAAUAGUUUGAUAUUUUGGGAAACAUGUUUAUACACUUUCUUGCUCUGAAUUAGAUGAGAAGAUUGAUGCCACUUUCGACUCUGUACGCUUAAUAUGAGGCUACAGUCACCAGGUGGACAUUGUAGCUUCGCAUAAGAACUAUAAACAGCUAGCCUGACUCUGUCCCAAGUUUUAAAAAAUCCACCUGACCGUAUCCUUAAAGCUCACUACUGUUUUAUCUCUUUUGUGGUUUUUCAGGGGGGGUAAGAGCUGUUUUUGGUCAAGAAAUGGUCCACCACAUGACCCCAGGUUAAGCCGCAGUUUGUCCUGUUUUCGACUUCUGUUUUCAAAAAAACAAUACAACACGUUAUUUGGUGAGCUUUGGAGGUGCUCGUUGGCGGAUUUUGUUACUUGCCGACAGAGCCAGUCUUUAUGUUCAGGUACUGUACAGAUAUAAAGGUGGCAUCAAUCUUCUCAUCCAACUCUCAACAAGAAAGCAAAGAAGCAUAUUUCACCAAAUGUUAAACUACUGCUUAAAAUCACUCCAAUUCCAUCACAUAACAGUUACAUUAUACAUCAUCACUCAGUGUUAUUAUCUCCUAUCAUAAUCAUCUUCACCCUGUAUCUUUCAGCCACAGUGCACAUCCAAGCGUGUAUGCAUGCAGGCCCAAAUUUUCCUCGCUGACUGGUUCUCGUGAUGUAAAAUGUAGUCAGACUCCACCAGAACAUGCAAAAUGUUUGACACAUCUGCCCUGCAGGUGAAGACAUCAUGGAUGGAUGUCUGUAUGACUGUAGAUUUAGCAGUAUUUAGGAAUGCCAUGAGCAUACAGUAGAUUGUUAAGAACAUGCAGAUUAUUCUUUAAUCUUUACUGCAGUGCAAGUCCACUGACACUCCGCAAAGAGGGAUAAAAUAACACACUGAAGCUUAAUAUUACAAAACACCAAAGAAUGGAAUUUAAACCGCUAUAUUUCCUCUGUACUUGUUUUAUAUGCAGCUAUGUUAAGUAUUUACCUUCAGUGUGUUGAUUGGGACCAGAGGAAUCACAAACAGUCAUUUUCAGUGUCAGGAACAAAAUUUGCAGUAGGAAGCUGUUGAAUGCAAUUUCCUGUUUUAACACAAUAUUUUCUUUAGACUUUCCUAUAGAAUUUGCUUUGAUUUAUACAGUAGAUUAUUUUCUGUUUGCCUGAACAGUACAAUCAUGACAUUCCAUUCAUAUAAAUACGGCCUUAUAUUUGAGUUUAAUGCUAAAGUUUUUGAGCAGAUAGAUCUCCUCAUUUACCAUGCCAGGGAUUAGAUCGGUGAUUGUACUGUAAGCAGUCUGGCAGGGACAAUGGAUAGGACAUGGCUAUGCAAUUUUUAAUGUUAAUUGCAUUGACACUUUAUAAGAAAUUUUAUGAAUAAGGAAAUAUUUUACCUGUACAGAUUAAAGCAUAAGUGUCCUUAUAGUAAUCCUUAAAUCAAACCUAUGCUGUUGGUACUCUGUGACUUUGUGUGUCACUGUGCUGUAUGUCAGUAUUGAUUGAUUGUUCCAUUGACACUCGUCUUUUAUAUUUAGUGUCUAUUUAGAGUUGAUGAAGGGACGAAGAAGGGACCUUAAGAGUUUCCCAAAUAUGACUAAUUGUAUUAUUUGUUUCAUUAAGGGUGAUUGACCAGUAGUUUGACUGCUCAAUUUGAUAGUUACUUCAAUAUAAUUACUUCAGCACUACAAGUAGUGCGACACUUGAUGUACUCUGUGGAGUUUUUGGCCACUUGUAGCGCUAUGCAGCAAUGUUGUUAUGAGCUGGUCCCCUUUUUGUGUGAAUCCUGCCUUCCCUGGUGCCCCUCUAUACCAGAGUAAGAAAGUGAUGGUUAGUAGGUAGCAAAACGACUACAAAGGGACAUAAAACAACAUCAAAAUGAACCGAAACAAGUACGGAGAGAAACAAAACUACUACGAAGACACAAAACCACCACAAAGAGAUGCAAAAUGACUAUAGAGGUUUUGUGCCUCUUUCAAUCUAGGGGGUCUUGCUCCUAUGUAGUAGGGGGGGGGCCUUUAAAGUGUCAAGCAUUCAGCAGCCCAUGGCUGUAUGGAUGCACGGAUGAUGUGAUACACAUUUUUUGCUGCUGGUUUCACGCUAUUCCACUGAUUGACUGACUAAUGGUGCCAGUGACGUGCAAAGAAGUGUAGCGAUGCACCUGCGAAAGCCAUUAAGGAAAAAGGACUACACACUAGUAAAAAGUGGUGUGAACACUGCAUGAUUUAAAAUAUUUAAACAAAUUUGCAAAUAAAAAAUGUUUUAGGAGAAUGGAAAUGAAUUCAACAUGUUUAUUAGGCCUCAAGGAUACACACAAUGCCUUUUGGUGAGAAAUAGUGAAUGUGAAUGUUUGCAAGAAAACUCCACAGGGUACCUUUAAACAACUAAGACAAUGUAAUUCAUAAGUACUGGCUGCCAGUUUAUUAGUUGGAUUGGUUUACAGUCAACUGCAUAAUGCAAGACAGAGUAUCUCCCAGCCCAGAUUACAGAUGUCUUGAGUUUGUGGAUUUAUGCAUUAUGAACAUUAUAAUUAUAAUUUUUAGAGAAUUCUCUUUACUUAUCCUUGCUGUUUUCCUCACGCAUUAAGUAGUUGUGUUUAUUGUCAUUUGGAUAUCAAAAAAGCGAUUAUACAAACAAAAAAAAAUCUCUAUAUACUGUACCUGUUGUACUUAGUAUCUGGUGACGGCAGACUCGUUGGAUCAGUUUGACUGUGGCCAUGUUUUAACCAGGGUAACACACUGUAAAUAACUGUGCUAAUAAGCCCGUUAAUAAAUGAACAGUGACAAAUAAUUUCACAUUAAUCAGACCUUUGCUAUGAGUCAUCCCACAUAGAAAUAGAGAAAACUGUUGACCAUUUAAAGUCUAAUGGAGUAUUUAAUGUUCCCUAAAAACACCGUGGAAAUUCUGCACAUCAGCCUGUGUUUGAGCUGAAGUUGAGAUGGCAGCACAGUGGCUGGACACUUUUUAUGCGGUUAGUGGACAUACUGUACGUACAGACAGAACCAGCCUUACGUGCCUCGAGCAGGAAGCAAGUGAAGGCUGGUCCUCUAGAAGGUUAGGCAACCUAAACUCCAUAUCCCGAGGAAUUUUUUUCAUCAAUAUUUGAAGCCGCAUAUUUAGCCAGACAGUUCAUCUGGUCACAUACAAAAACAAAGGACAACAAAACUUUUACAGCUUUAGAAAAUCAUAUCAGACGAGUGCAAUGCUUGAUAAAGAAACUGUAAUGUGUCUUUAAGACAAACAAAACUCCAGCUAGAUAUUCACAGCCAUCUCGAGCAUCCUUUAUAGUUUUAUUAGCCCUUAAAGUCUGCGUUUCUUAUUCUAUCUCCUCUGCUUUGAAAAAAAGGGCUCACAUGCCCAUACUUAUUUUGGCCAUUUGACACUUGGCUCAGUAACACAUCUGAUAACCGCUAGUUGUUAGGCAACAGAGGACAAAAAAUACACACUCCAUAUAUCAAUAUGUCACUUAUGUUGCUAGGUUUCAGCUCACAGAGUUGUUGCCGGGGACCCGGCUAAGUUAGCAUCUCGUGUUGGCAGUUGUUUAAAGGUCGAUGCAGGGUCUUCUGACCCGCUCGCAUAAUUGGACAGCGGUGUUAAAGAUGCAGCUGGAGUUUGACAUGUUGUGAUGAAAACGCAAAUGAAAAUGUCAAAGUGACUUAAGAGGCAGAGAAUACAGUCUCUCAUCCUUGCAGUCGAUGAAUUAAAGAAAGUAGUACAGUGAUGCUCAUUUCAAAUUCUAGUUCAGGUAUCAGGUACAGUGAUAGUUUGCGAGCUCCGUAGCCGGCAAGUGGACCUUUAAGUUUUCUACAAUGUCCUCAAAGUUUACUGAAGCCAAAUUCAGAUCCACUUCUGGCUCACUCUCUCUCGCUCAACAGGAAAACGCUUCUGCGAUACUGUAGCAAUAUGUAGUAUCGACAUUUGCUGUGCUUUCAGGCACGACCACUACACUGUGAAUCAUUCCAGUGCUGUAUUUAACUUAGUUAGUGACAGAGUGAGGAAGCGUACAUUAAUUGUGAGCUACAGAUUAAACAUCUAUGUACAGAUGUAGUUCACAACUUUGCAGAAAGUUUGCUUUCCACAGCUGCCUCUUACUGUUGACUGCCCUUAAAUCGAUAAUUCUGUAUGAUAACAAUGAAACAUAUAGUAGAUUUCUUUUAUGUGACAUAUAAUGCAGCCAUCAAUUAAAAAUGUUGUUUACAGGGCACGGUCAAACCUUGUGCAGGUUUGAGAAGAAAUGCCAAUGUUAUGUGCCAGAAAAAGACCUGUUGUAACAGUUUGGUAAAGGGAAUUUAAUGCAGUUGAUGAAAAGAGAACAUUACUGUGUUAGAACUUUAAAGGUUGUGGGUUAAUUUAAAGCUGCACUAAUCAGUAUUUUUAUAACAACAAUGGAUGAAAUAACUAAGUGUAAUGUGAAAGGCGUCGCUCCUGGUGACAGUCCCAUUUUGCAGUUCCACUCAGCUCUCCCUCUUUAGCAUCCUUCAGCUCAUUGUUUUGAGUUUUACGUCCCCUCAACUUUACUGUUUGGGUUCACACUAACACAUCUAAUUAUUCUUGUUUUCAGUCACAAACAGUAGCUAUAGUUCCCCAUACCAGCUGUAAAAGGUUAUAAUAUGUCAAUGUUGCUUUUACAGCUUGAUUAGCUAGCAAGCGCCUUUUAAAUUAAGGGCUGCAAGUUGCACAGUACUCGCUAAAGAAAUGAUACUAACUCUGAUGACUAGUUUUUGUGGGUUUAAAAGUGUCAAAUUAAGUGUUUGAGUGUUGUACUAUUAGCUUAUUAGCACGUUUUUUACAAAGUGUACCCUGCUCUGGUCCAUGAGCACAGUUUAAUCUCCACUGCAGGUUGUCAAUGUGCCAUCAAAGCCAUUAAAAUCUCCAGUUUGUGGGAUUUGUAUGGACAGUCAGUGGACACAUCACACAUCUUUGUGGGAUCAUAUCUGACAAGAAUCUUCUCAAAAAGUUUGAUGCUAAAAAGAAUAAAGUUUUUUUUUGUUUGUUUGUUUUUUCAGUGUAUUUGUGUUGUCUACUGUCACUGUUCCACCCAUGUCUGUAAAAGUGCCUUUGGCUGACCAAUAUUGAAUCACUAAACUGUUGCUGUGUUUUUCAUAAUUCGCAGUGCCACGCUCAAAGAUUUUGCCUUGUUUACUUGUCUUUGCCAAAGUAAAUAUACAGGAUCCCUUUUGUUUGGGCCAACUCUAAAUCCAUAUCAGGAAUGGUGCUUAAGGCUACAGCAGUGGAGUCUUAAAUGGUGCUGAGUGUGAAACUCGCCUCAGAGAGCUUGACCCGCUGUUGCUAACGUUAAGCAUCUCAUCUGUUCUUGAUCAUUGGAAAGGGGCAUGUAGUCAACUGUUGUUUUUUCUUCUUCAAUAAAAGCUUUGCAAUAGCAUCU